CGCAUACAUCUCACUCUCAACGACGACGAACGACGAACGAUGAGCAGCGCUCAAAGCACGACGAGCACGGCUGUCCAGUCGUACGACGCAUCAUGCAAGGCCCUUCUCACCAAAAAGACAAUAAGGAUGCACGUCCUCCUCGCCAUCCUUAGCGUCCUCUCCACGCUCAUUACAACAGUCGCACUCUCCUUCCUUCGCUUACGGCCAGCAUUAUGGCCGUUGCUUAGUAUUUGGGUGUGGGCAUACGGGUUGAGCGUGUAUGCCGUUGUUGUCGUACCGUUGCUGGUGGCACGCAAGACUCUCUUAACCACAACUCACCACCCGCCAUCUAAUCUACGAGCGCUGCUCGCCUCUCCCUCUAACCGCGUCCAACUCCUGACAUACACCCUCUCAGCUCUGCUCUUCUCCCUGCUCUUCCUCCGACUCACCAGGCUCCCUCGGCUGAGCGACCCAGACUCCAAGCUGUUCCUCUAUUCGAAACAAACAGGCUUGGCGAUCCUUAAUGAACGACCGGUGUUGUUCGUUGUUUGCAUGGCGGGCUUUGCAUUGGUGUAUGGCACGAUGCAGGUACUUACGUGCCGGACGACUGUCAGCUGGCCCACACAAGCCGAGCAAUUGCUUCCCAUCCCGAGCAGCAUACUCCAAGACCUGCACCAUACCCUACAGCCCGGACUGCGCCUGUCCAUCAGCACGAUCCUCCUCCUCCUCAUGCUCUCCGUCCUCCUCCGCCCUCUCGGCAUCUCCCUCCUGCUUCUUCUUCUCCCCCUCCCUCUCCUCUCCCGCUCAGCAGACUACGCCCUCCGGCACACCCCUCUCACCCUCUCCUUCCUCCUCAAACUCCAACUCGCCGCCUCCCUCCUCACCCUCCUCUGGGAACUCUCCAACACCUUCUUCUCAGUUUACACCUCCCGCCCCCUUCGCCCACGUCAGCCGUUGCACGCUUCUCUCCUCUCAGGCCUCCGCUCCCAGAAUACGUACUUCAAGGCCCAGGCGUGGAUGGAGCUUUCUAGACUGGCAAAGCAGGAAGAGACAGCGAAGAAGGUGUUUGCUGAUAUGGCGGAUUAUUCCCUGCCCGGAACGGGUGGGCAGGGGAGGGGCAAGGGGCUGUGGGCCGCUCUGGCAAGAGAAGGGCUCUUAUUGUUAGGGGAGGAUUAUUCGCUCCUUAAACGGCGGGGGAAGCCAGUGGCAGUCCCAGGCAAGCCCAAGUCCUUUUCCCCCAAAUCAAAUUCUGACUCCCUUCAACUCCCCUCAGCCCCCCAACAGCCUCCUAAACAACUCUCGCAGCAUCCCGCUCAUCUCCCCAGCGCCCAGGCGCUGCAGCCCGCCCCACCCCCGUCAGCCGCUUCGGCGCUGCUUGCCUCCCUCGCCCGGCCUCCCCCGGCAUUAGUAGACCAAGCGACGAACGCCAUACUCAGCCAGGCCCGGAGUGUCGGGGGCGAGAAACUGCGAGCUGUGGAUGAGCGCUUGGAGGGAGGGUGCAAAUUGCUCACUGAGGUAGGGGGCGCGGUGGGUGGCGUCUUGGGGGUUGAGGGUUUGGGGGCAGGGAAGGGGAGUGGGAAGGAGGGAGGGACGUGGGGCGUGGAUGACGUUUUGCCCAGACGGGAGAUGGAUAUGUGGGUUGUGGAAUCCCUAACAUCACUCAUCUCCCACUCGCCCACAGCAGACAAAUACGGGCUCUCAACACGCACCACCCCCAGCCUACUCGAAGCUCUAACAUCAUACGAAUCCGAGCUCCAGGUGCUCCUUCAAGAGCUAGAUCAACGGCUUCCUCCCCCCUCCCUCCCCGAACCACUGACAAUCCUCACAGCGCCAAAGCAGGCCGCGCAGGCGGUAUGGCAGUGGGUUGGCUACGACUCUGCGGAGAGGAGGGGGAUUGAGCUUGUUGUGGAGAGCUUGACGGGUACGGGCGAAGGAGUUAGGAGAACGUUGAGGACGUAUGGGGAGGAGAUGGCGGGGUUCGUGUUUACCCCGAAGGUGGGGGGGAGGUUGAGGGUCCAUGCGGCUGCUCUCUAG
Molecule: messenger RNA, 2013 nt
Organism: Dacryopinax primogenitus
Lineage: Eukaryota; Fungi; Basidiomycota; Dacrymycetes; Dacrymycetales; Dacrymycetaceae
Exons: 6
Coding region: 40-2013 (657 amino acids)
Biological process (GO): nuclear pore organization; spindle pole body localization
Cellular component (GO): spindle pole body; nuclear pore transmembrane ring
Molecular function (GO): protein-macromolecule adaptor activity
Source: RefSeq, a predicted model, not a curated record